CAGCAGCGCAACACUACCGAGAGUCUGGUGUAAUUUAUCUUCACACCGCCCUCGACGUGAAAGAGGCUUUAACAGCCGUGUAUUUAUGUUGUCCAGCUUGCCAUACCUUCGUCCCGAAUGCGACUGUUGUCCGGUAGGUGCAUACAUACACAAGGGAUGCAGUUCGCCUCACUUACACGCCCCAUUUUUCCACGAGAACGAAUAAGCAUCGCCUAUCUGCUCAUAACACAGGGUAUGGAAUAUCCACAACUUACACAUUGGUAUUGGCUCUCAUUGCUCAAUUUUCUAUUGCGGUCAGUACUGUAUCAGGAUCACAUUGCAGUACUCCCCCUGCCGGUACCGAAUUCUUACCUCUUCUCACGAAACUGCGUUACGCAUUCACGCCCGAGAAUGUCUAUACUUAUGAGUGGGAUGUCCUAUCAAGGAUUCUUCCUACUUCCGUGGCGUUUUUCUAUUAUUAUCUUUGACGGCAACAAAUGAGAGACUCAAUAAACAAGGUAUGCGCAUUUCCUUGUCAUAACGUCUCGAUAAAGGAUAAAGGUCAGCAGAUACCAGGAAACGAACAGUGGCUAGCCUACUUCGAAUACCGUCUUCUAUUCGCGACCCGGGGCCUUAGACUCAAUAUUACAACCGUCUGCCUUUGAGCUUCCUCCCCAACCCAUGUUUCCCCGUCAUCCGACCCAAAUCAGGAAAUUGCACCAUUCAUUG
Messenger RNA from Daldinia decipiens, 708 nucleotides. RefSeq lists its product as uncharacterized. The coding region runs from base 118 to 480 and encodes 120 amino acids. The record is from RefSeq and is a predicted model, not a curated record. NCBI's taxonomy places the organism in Eukaryota, Fungi, Ascomycota, Sordariomycetes, Xylariales, Hypoxylaceae. The transcript has a single exon.